This is a messenger RNA of Symsagittifera roscoffensis, 2682 nucleotides long. Its product is annotated as zinc transporter ZIP10-like. Lineage: Eukaryota; Metazoa; Xenacoelomorpha; Acoela; Convolutidae. Gene Ontology annotation, biological process: zinc ion import across plasma membrane; intracellular monoatomic cation homeostasis. The record is from RefSeq and is a predicted model, not a curated record. Gene Ontology annotation, molecular function: zinc ion transmembrane transporter activity; monoatomic cation:bicarbonate symporter activity. Gene Ontology annotation, cellular component: plasma membrane. The transcript has a single exon. The coding region runs from base 750 to 2621 and encodes 623 amino acids.
AACUAAUUAUUUAUAACUCAUUUUUUAAACCACACUUUUUUACGAUUUAUUUGCGCUUCUCCAGAACUUUUUUUUUGAAUCGAAGCUCCAGUUAUUAUCAAAGCAACGCCUUCAACGUGUUGCUAUAUCGCAGUUAUCGAAAAGUCUGUUUGAGGAUUAUCUUCAAAUCUUGACCAGAUUAAACAACGUCACUUCUCUGCACCAAUCGUGUGAAAACUUUAUUGCUUCAGUUCGAGGUCAAAGAUCUAACCGAUUGUCAGACCACCAAUAAAUAAUCCUCUUAAAGUCAGGCAAUCAUCAUCAAUGGUAUGUUUUGAUACGAUCGAUCUUUGUUUUAUCGACGAAUCGCGCUUGCUUAGUUUUUGUGUACGACUGAAACCUCGGGAAUGCUAAUAUUUGAGUGUCAAAGCCCCCACUUUGGAGUUGAAUUAGAAUAAAUAUUUGAAAAAUAAAGACACUUAUCUUUUAUUAUUUGCAAGUAGAAAGACAAAAGAUCCCAAAAGCAAACAUAGGCUGUCCUAAAGUACUUUUGACGUGUUUACUCAACCCUUUCUCGAUAGUGAGUCUUUGAGAUGCUUCUAGAUCGCUCUUCAAAAGAGCUGAUAGCUAAAAACUCGAGCCUAAAAUAGAUGGAUGUUCAUUACAACUUUGAAUCAAAUCAACACAUCAUUCAUAAAUUAUCUAUAAUUUAAGCCUGACAAUCCUCAAAAACGUUAUUAUUCUGUUCAUAAACCAAAUACUUUGCCAACAUGCGACCUUGCCAAAAUUAUUCUGUACAUUGUGUUGUUGUAACAAUUUUCCUUUUCUUUGCGGGGAUCUCUCAGGGUACUGAUGAUGCAAAUUUAAGCGAAGUGUGUUUGGAUCUUACUGCAAGAACGGUUGAAGCGCUUGAUUUGCUCAGAGAUAAAUUUACAGAUGAGAGCGAAUUGAAAAACGGCUCCCAACAGGAACGAAAUAUUUCGCAACCAUAUUUCACGCAAGACGCUUUCAGCCGCUUGAUGAAAUCUGUUGGGCUGGGGCGAGGUACUAUAACAGUCAGGACUACAGAACAUCACUGGAAAAUGAUGGUGAUCAGCAAGAAAACGAAAUCGACUACUCGCUUUUACGAACACGGGGAAAGAUCUAGAAGGAAUCAUGACGACAUGGAUUCGGAAGUUAUCGCUGCCGACGAAGUUCAAGUUCACAUUGACCCCAAUGUGUUCAUCAAUGGCGACAAAUCCGAGAACCCGAAAUUGAAACCCUUCAAACAUCAGACUCAUUUCGACAUGGAUCGACAUCCUAAUGAACUAUGUCUAAACUCAAGUUCUCUUAUAGCGAAAUAUAACUUCAAACAGGAAGUCAUCACUUACCCAGAAAUGGUACAAAUGUGUCCUGAAAUACUCAACCAAAUAGCCCAAAUGGCAUGUGUGCAUCAUACAGUUGAUGUCGAAAUAGUAAUGGACGACGACUCUAAAUCAAUGUCGAUGCUACAUCGAAUCAUCUUCGCGCUGAUGAUCACAGGUGCAAUAGGCGCGCUGAGUAUUUCAGUUUCCUUUCUUCUCAAACUUUACAUCGAUAGACAUCAUGGAGUGAGCGAGGGCAAGAAUUACAAACGGGUCAUAACAUUCUUCAUAGCAUUGGCUAUUGGAACUUUAACAGGAGACGCAUUUUUGCACCUAAUUCCAGAGUCAAUGCACAGUGAAAGUGAAGAAAAAGAGCACGCUAGUCAUUCUCAAUUGGCUAAACGAAUGAUAGCUGUAGUUGCUACAGUUUAUAUCUUAUACUUCAUCGAGAAAACUCUCGAGGCAAUCAAUACAUCGCAACAGACUAAAGAAAGCGAGAAGUAUCAAGAGACAGAAACAGAAUUGAGGAGAAACUUAGGGAAGAUAUCGAUGACUUCGCAAGAAUCUGAACUUACGUCAAACCAUCUGUUGCCCGAAAAUAUCUCAGAAGAGACUCCUCGCGUUGUUUCUUCCGCAGCUCCUAUUCUUUGCCACUCUAAUGAAACCUCACCCAAAAAGGUGCAAACCAAAGACAAGUUUACAUUCGAGCAAGUUCCACAACACGAUCAUAAUGUUCAAGAAAGACCGAAGCUGACGAUGCACGAUUCAUGUAGUGGACAUAAUCAUGGUCAUAGUCAUGGCCAUAGUCAUGGAACCUCGAGGUCCAUGAUGGUCAUAAUCGGUGAUGCGUUUCACAAUUUCAUAGAUGGUCUUGCAAUCGGCUCCGCUUUCUCGUCUUCUCUCGUUGACGGUCUGGCCACUUCAAUCGCGGUAGCGCUGCACGAGAUCCCACACGAAGUCGGCGACUUUGUCGUUCUUGUCAGCAACGGCGUGAAACCGAACCAAGUGCUGAAAAUGGCGCUCAUUUCCAACACCGUGGCACUUGCAGGAGUUGGAGCCGGAGCACUGAUUGGAUCCAGUGCGUCGGAGUCCGCCUACGUUCUCUGCACGGCCGCUGGCUGUUUCAUAUACGUUGGAUUCAUAAACAUGCUUCCCCAUGCCAUUGACACUAGUGGCCCAGAUUUAGUGGUUCAAGGAGUGAUGCACGUGCUUGGUAUUCUGGCAGGACUCGCUAUCAUGACACUAAUCGCUCUCCAUGAAAGCAACAUAUCUGAUUUUGUAGAAAACUUAUUUAAUUAAAACUGAGUUUCAAUCAUGUUUAACCAGUACCUGAGUCAAACAAAAUGUCUUUUUUUUUCUA